AACAUUACAAGAUUUUUAGGAGUAGAUUUUUUUCUGGAGUGUCUAGAGAGCAGCAAGGAAGAUUGAAGAAGAUUUAAUACGCGCCCAGCCGUCCACUGUGUAAGGGUAUUUUCCCAUCCGGACGGCUCUUCAGUUUGCACGGGCUUUUCAUUGUAUAGGGAAAAACAACAACGGUGUGUUAGUUGACACUAGGAGAAAGAAACGCGUGUUCUUCUUCUAAAACGCCAUUCGCCGUGUUGUAGUCAACAGUAUUUGGGACAUUAUAUUCCGCUUGUGUUUUUUUCCCUUGGUAUCCCGGCCACUAUCAACCAACCACCCAAUUAAUGUAACGAUAUCGUAUUACAAAUAAUGUAAUCUUAAACCGUUCCGUACACAUACAGCCGAUAAACAUCCAGCAACAAACAACAACAACAACAACAACACCAACAAGAACACCCGAACCGGAAAAUGGGCAGCCAGGCGUCUAGCAUUUCGCAGAAAAUUUUGCCAGCCGAUACGGUCGAUUCGCUGCAGUUUGAGAUUAAGAAGCAGGUGCACAUUUUCUCCGAAAUCAACAAUCUCGCGUACGAGGACUUCCAGAAGUGUCUCGCCGAUCUGAACCGACUCUCAAGAAAAUGUCUCGAUCCGAACGGGAAGCAGCUGGUGUUUGCCGUGAAGAAGGGUUCGGACAAUUCCAUCCUCUGGAAGCGCACGGUUCGCAUCGCGUGCGUGAAGAUCGAUCCCGAGACGAAGAAGAUCGACUGCUUCAAGCUGCUCACGCUGCAACAGUUUCUGCAGGUGUUCCGCACAUUCCAGACGAACCUGCACGCGAUGGUAACGGUCGAAACGCAGCGAAUACACAGUCCCGGUUCGAGUCCGUCCCGGUCGUGCGGUAGCGGUCCGGGCACCCCGUCCAAAGGGAGCAGCACGGUCGCGGACCGGUGCCCGAAGGCGACCACCCAACCACCCGGUCCCAGCACGACCACACCCACCAAGCAACCGGACGCCUCGCCGGUCCCACUGUCCGCCUCCUCCACCUCGUCAUCCUCCGCCAACGGGUCGGCGGCCGGCAGCGGGUUUGUGUUUCCCGAAUGUACGACCGCAUCGAUGCUAAUGGCGCAGGUCGAUACGAUUGCGGACGGUCCGCCGGCAGGGGAGCACGGCGACGAGUGCUGCAUCUGUCUGGAGCGCAAACCGGAGGUGUCGCUACCGUGCGCGCACAGCUACUGUAUGCCGUGCAUCGAGCAGUGGAACAUCCACCAGAAAACCUGCCCGAUCUGUGACGAGGUGUUGGCCAGCACCGACGAUACCUGGGUCCUGUCGGAAAUGCCCGAAGCGAACGAGGUGAGCGAAGAGAUCUGUGCCACCCUGCAGAAGCUGUCGACCGAGGCGAACGGGGAGGACGAGAGUGAUAAGAAUUGGUUGCGCCGGAUGCUGGAUUUGUGAUUCGGGCCGGGAGCGGAAAUGUGAUUGUAAGCUAGCGGAAGGUCCUUUGCUUUAAGGAUUCUAUUAUAUUUUUAGGCGAUACUAACUUUUUAAGCAUGCAAUGCUUUUAGAAAAUUUUAAAUUUGCUAGCGUUUAGUUUGGAUAAGUUUUAACCGUUUUUUUUUUUUUUGUUGGGUGACAAUCUGUUAUGAAGCACAUUAUUCCAGCGAUAUAGAUAUAUAGCGACCUGCUCGCAUCGAAUGCCGUUAUGUAGAGCAAAUUGUUGGCCAAGUGUUUGGUGUUGGAUAUUCCUUCCCGCUGAUAAUUUCGGAUCAGUUCAGUCAUAUUGCGCUUUCGUUCUUCUACCACCGCGGGGGAGACCUUUAACCGCGUGCCAUUUUUGCUUUUCCUAGUCUUUUUGCUGGCUAAAUGUAGCCCUAGAAUUGGGAACGGACAAACAAAAAUACUACACCGUUAACCCCUACUUUUCCUACGUUUUUUUUUUUAUUUCUUAUUUCCAUAUCCAAAUAUACGAUGUCAUUGAAAUUAAAUGUCUUGGCAAAAAAACGUAAAUAAAGUUUUGCAAACGUAACAAUAAAGAAAAACUACUCUAAUACACACACACAAA
This is a messenger RNA of Anopheles stephensi (Asian malaria mosquito), 2032 nucleotides long. Its product is annotated as RING finger protein 141-like. The coding region runs from base 448 to 1425 and encodes 325 amino acids. The transcript is spliced from 3 exons. NCBI's taxonomy places the organism in Eukaryota, Metazoa, Arthropoda, Insecta, Diptera, Culicidae. The record is from RefSeq and is a predicted model, not a curated record. Gene Ontology annotation, biological process: protein autoubiquitination. Gene Ontology annotation, molecular function: ubiquitin-protein transferase activity.